Ipomoea nil (Japanese morning glory) is the source of this 855-nucleotide messenger RNA. RefSeq names its product aquaporin NIP2-1-like. Lineage: Eukaryota; Viridiplantae; Streptophyta; Magnoliopsida; Solanales; Convolvulaceae. The transcript has 3 exons. Gene Ontology annotation, molecular function: channel activity. Bases 239 to 802 code for a protein of 187 amino acids. The record is from RefSeq and is a predicted model, not a curated record. Gene Ontology annotation, cellular component: membrane. Gene Ontology annotation, biological process: transmembrane transport.
GAGUCCACAUGUGUAUAUAAUACAAACCACUUGUUCGAUACCCGGCCAGAACAUACACUAUAUUUAUGUAUGAUUAGUUAGUUAUAAUUUAGUUCAUGUGGCCUGGGAAAACAAAUUAAAGCAGCUUCAAUUCAGUUGCUACCUUAGUCCCCAACUACCUGUUUUUCGCUAGUUUUUUUCAGUAUCGUUAGAUUAUAUUUUGAUCUAAUAGUUAAGUCAUAGAGGCAGGCUGGGAAUAAUGGAGAAUGAAGACGGAAAGGGUAACAACGUUAACGGGCUUGUCUCCGUUGAAAACCCGAAAUCACAGAGCCGCCUUGGGCGGUUGUUUCAACGGCAAUGCUACCCGCCGCACUUUCUCAACAAGGUGGUUGCGGAGGUCAUAGCGACGUAUUUGUUGGUGUUUGUGACGGCGGGAUCGGCGGCCAUUAGCGCCAGCGACGCGCACAGAGUGUCGCAGCUAGGAGCGUCCGUGGCCGGUGGCCUCAUCGUGACGGUGAUGAUAUAUGCCGUCGGACACAUCUCCGGCGCGCACAUGAACCCCGCCGUCACCUUUGCCUUCGCCGCCUUCCGACAUUUUCCAUGGCGACAGGUACCAUUCUAUGCGGCGGCACAGGUGACCGGAGCAACAUCGGCGGCGUUCACUCUCCGUGUAAUCUUAAACCCCAUUAGACGUAUCGGCACGACAACGCCGUCGGGGAACAACUAUGUUCAAGCCCUAAUCACGGAAAUCGUUGUCACGUUUUCUAUGAUGUUUGUCACCUCCGCUGUCGCCACAGACACCAAAGCUGUAAGACAUCUCUAAGCUUUUAGCUGAAACGAAACACAUUAUUUUUUUAACUGAAUUUUUCAGGUCGU